This is a messenger RNA of Cydia amplana, 816 nucleotides long. RefSeq lists its product as uncharacterized. The record is from RefSeq and is a predicted model, not a curated record. The transcript has 3 exons. Bases 1 to 816 code for a protein of 271 amino acids. NCBI's taxonomy places the organism in Eukaryota, Metazoa, Arthropoda, Insecta, Lepidoptera, Tortricidae.
AUGCAUCAGGAGUUUACCAACCCGCCUAUGGCGAGACUUAAGUCCCGUCGCUCGGUAUACGCAGCUGCUGCAACACUCACACAAAGUUCCUUCGACGUACAGCAGCUCUGGAAACAAGAAUGGAAGAGGCAAGCUGACGGUACCCCGGCCGUGAAUACCGACCCGACUAUAAUGUACAAGGGGACCGACCUUCCUAGGAAACUAUGGUGUCGCUUAAACCGCCUAAGAACCGGGCACGGACGAUGCAACUUCUUCCGGCAUAAGUGGGGUUGGAGUGACUCCGCGCUAUGCGACUGCGGCAUCGAGGACCAGACCAUGGAGCACAUCAUCCAGCGGUGCCCACUCCGCGCAUACUCGGAGCGUAGGCCUCCCCCGCCGCUCCCCCUCCCCGGCGGCGGCUGCGUGCUGCCCGGGUACCCCGUGCACGGCGAGUACCGCGUGGCGGACCACGCGCGCGCGCGGCCCGGCGACCGCGUGGCCGGCGACAACGUGGUGCUACUCGUCACGUGCGACGAGCCCUACCGCGCCGUGGACCCGUAUGUGAUCUGUGUCGAGGGGCGGUGGAGGCACGGCCCGCCGAACUGUCUAAGGCACUGCAAGCUGACCUUCGACCCGACCGUCGAGUACCGGUGCCUGAAGGCGUUCAAGGACGAGUUCCUGGCGUGCGCUACGUGGCAGCCGGACGGCGCCGUGGUGGCGGCCGCGUGCCGCCCCGGCCACGCGCACCGCGGGCCCUUCCGGUACAUGCGGUGCCGCGGUGACGUCUGGGACCAUGUCGUGUCGUGCGUGCCCAACGCUAACUUCACCACCAGUUAA